Aspergillus steynii IBT 23096 is the source of this 397-nucleotide messenger RNA. RefSeq lists its product as uncharacterized. NCBI's taxonomy places the organism in Eukaryota, Fungi, Ascomycota, Eurotiomycetes, Eurotiales, Aspergillaceae. Bases 69 to 362 code for a protein of 97 amino acids. The transcript has a single exon. The record is from RefSeq and is a predicted model, not a curated record.
AUGCUUAGGUUUACUGUGAUAAGGCACAUUAGAUUCAGCCAUCGUGCGCGUUGAAAGGCAAGAUCGCAAUGAAUAGACAUGACAAGUCAUUUGUUUUUAUGUACAAGACAUACAUCAUCAAGUGUCGUCUACCAAUAUUGGCUCCUAGGCGAUAUUCAGACCCAGAUCAUCAGACGGAGAAGCCAGCCCAGCACAGUCCCCGCGCACAGUUAACAGAGACCAAGGGCAAAAAAGCAAAGAUGCUGGCGCACUUUUUCAUCCCCAAUAAACCGCCCCGAGAGUGUCGAUCACCAAAGUCGUCAUCCGAUAUCCCGUCCAGGUGUGCGCUACCUCAGGCCCCAGGUAUCUAUGCCCAUAUCUAAGAGCUUGCUCCCGAAUCUCAUCACCGCAAAGAUUG